AUGUCCCGGCACAUCUACACCCGUCACGGGAUAGGAGAGGGACUGCAGAAGCCUGUGUUCCAGGGAAACAGAGGGACUUACUCCAGACGCAGCCGGCUGAAGAGAUCAGACGGCAGCACCACGUCCACCAGCUUCAUCCUCAGACAGGGCUCAGCUGAUUCCUACACAAGCCGACCGUCCGACUCGGAUGUGUCCCUGGAGGAGGAGAAGGAGGGCGGCCGGCAGGAGAAGGAACAGCAGGCCACUGUUCAGCUCGAGAGGGCAAAGACUAAAGCGGUGGCGUUUGCUGUGAGGACCAAUGUCAGUUACUGUGGUGCGUUGGACGAGGAGGUUCCCGUGGCCGGCACCGCUGUGUCUUUUGAUGCCAAGGACUUCCUCCACAUCAAAGAGAAGUACAACAACGACUGGUGGAUCGGCCGCCUGGUGAAGGAGGGCUGUGAUAUCGGCUUCAUCCCGAGCCCUCUGAAGCUGGAAAACAUCCGUCUCCAUCAGGAACAGAAGAGAGGACGUUUCCACGGCAGUAAGUCCAGCGGAAAUUCCUCCUCCAGUCUCGGAGACAUGGUGUCGGGAACUUUCAAGCCGAACCCCAACUCUGCAGGAAAGCAGAAACAGAAAGUGGCUGAGCACAUCCCUCCCUAUGACGUGGUUCCCUCCAUGAGGCCGGUUGUCCUGGUGGGACCUUCCCUGAAAGGUUAUGAGGUGACAGACAUGAUGCAGAAAGCGCUGUUUGACUUCCUGAAGCACAGGUUUGAUGGCAGGAUAUCCAUCACACGGGUAACAGCUGACAUAUCCUUGGCCAAGAGAUCAGUACUAAACAACCCCAGUAAGAGGGCCAUCAUUGAGAGAUCCAACACCCGCUCCAACCUUGCCGAGGUCCAGAGUGAAAUAGAGAGGAUCUUUGAGCUGGCCAGGUCUCUGCAGCUGGUGGUGCUGGAUGCAGACACCAUUAACCAUCCAGCGCAGCUCAUCAAGACCUCAUUAGCGCCCAUUAUCGUCCAUGUUAAAGUGUCCUCACCUAAGGUUCUCCAGCGGCUGGUCAAAUCAAGAGGGAAAUCUCAAAGCAAACACUUGAACGUGCAGCUCGUUGCAGCUGAGAAACUAUCACAAUGUCCUUCCGAGAUGUUUGAUAUUAUUCUGGACGAGAACCAGCUGGAAGAUGCAUGUGAACAUCUGUCGGAGUACCUGGAGGCGUACUGGCGUUCUACACACACGUCACUUAGCACGCCACUCAACCCCCUGCUAGGACGCAAUCUGGGCUCUACUGCUCUCUCCCCGUAUCCUGCCGCCAUUCAGGCCCAAAGAAACAUGAAUAGCAACCACACAACGACAGACCAUGCGCCCGUGGAACGCCGCAGCCUGAUGCCCGCUGACGAGAACUACCAUAACGAAAGGGCGCGGAAGAAUCGCAACCGUCUGUCCUCAGGCUCACAGCAGAGCCGGGACCACUCGCCCCUGGUAGAGGAGGACUACCAAGACCCCUACCAGGACUCUUACAAGCCUCACCGCAACCGAGGGUCGCCAGGAGGCUACAGCCAGGAGUCCAGGCACCGGCUGUGA
This is a messenger RNA of Limanda limanda (common dab), 1557 nucleotides long. It is a transcript of the gene cacnb4a, whose product is annotated as calcium channel, voltage-dependent, beta 4a subunit. The record is from RefSeq and is a predicted model, not a curated record. The transcript has 14 exons. Gene Ontology annotation, biological process: neuromuscular junction development; calcium ion transmembrane transport; chemical synaptic transmission. Bases 1 to 1557 code for a protein of 518 amino acids. Gene Ontology annotation, cellular component: voltage-gated calcium channel complex. Gene Ontology annotation, molecular function: protein binding; high voltage-gated calcium channel activity. NCBI's taxonomy places the organism in Eukaryota, Metazoa, Chordata, Actinopteri, Pleuronectiformes, Pleuronectidae.